Messenger RNA from Drosophila subobscura, 2036 nucleotides. It is a transcript of the gene ppk28, whose product is annotated as pickpocket protein 28. The record is from RefSeq and is a predicted model, not a curated record. Gene Ontology annotation, biological process: sodium ion transmembrane transport. Bases 205 to 1959 code for a protein of 584 amino acids. The transcript has 3 exons. NCBI's taxonomy places the organism in Eukaryota, Metazoa, Arthropoda, Insecta, Diptera, Drosophilidae. Gene Ontology annotation, cellular component: membrane. Gene Ontology annotation, molecular function: ligand-gated sodium channel activity.
CAUUUUCUGGUUGCCUUGCCCGGCACAUUCAAUUUGGCAGUUAAGGCUGCCAAAUGGUCAACGCAAUCGUCGCUGUUUGCCCACAGCCAAUAUGAUUAGCACUGAUGACCGGGAAUGGAAAUUGAAAUUGCAAGUGCAAGUGCCAGCUCCUGACCCACAACUAUAAAUGCACUGCGGCGACGGCCCUGCCUGGUUAGUGGCAUCAUGAAGUCAGCAUUGACGGACAGCAGGCGCCGCCUCAGUUCCUCCUCCACCCAAGAUGAGGACGAUGAUGAGACCAUGUGCAGCAGAGCUGCCGUCAAGCGGAGCAUUGUCUACUAUCUCAAAAACAGCACACUGCACGGGCUCAAGUACAUUGCCGAGGAGAGCAUUACCAUUCCCGAGCGCGUUUUCUUUGGCAUUGCCUUUGUGCUGGUGGUGAUCCUGUCGGGUUUCUUUAUAUCGAACGUGUACGUCAAGUGGAGCGCCUCGCCCAUCAUUAUCUCGACGAGCGCCAAGCAGAAGCUGACCAGCAACAUGCCCUUCCCGGCCAUCACCAUCUGCAACCUGAACCAGGCGCUGCUCAGCCGCGUGCAGCGCAUCUCCCGCUCCAGCAGCAACUACUCGCUGCUGAUGGGACUCUGCGAUCAGGGCGGUGAUCUGACCAUCUCCUACAUCGGCACCUGGAAGUACUUCAAGGCCAUCCUGGUGGAGGUGGCCCAGCCGUGCGACGAGAUGCUGCUCUACUGCAGCUUCGGCUCCCGCCAGGAGCAGUGCUCCAUGCUCUUCAAUUCGAUCCUCACCGACGACGGCCUCUGCUGCAACUUCAAUGCCCUCGAUCCCUCGUAUCUGAUACGGAACUACAGCGACGAUGUGCGUCUGGAGCCGCCGCAGCAGAACGGCCGCUACGAGGCCAUCGACUGGACGGCGGAGCGUGGCUAUGCCAAGAAGCUGCCCGAGUUCUUCUAUCCCCGCACCUCGGGCGGCACCGGCAUUCGCAUGGGCCUCACUGUGGUGCUGAAUGCCUCGAUAGCGGAGUAUUACUGCACCAAGUCCAUGAGCGUGGGCUUCAAGGUGCUCGUCCACAAUCCCGCCGAGCUGCCGAAGGUCAGCAACUACGGCCUCAUCGUGACGGCGGGCAGGGAGGCGCGCAUACCCAUUGAGCCCGUGUACGAGGAUGCUCUGCCCACGAUCAGAUCGAUCAAGAAGUCGGUUCGUCGCUGCCUCUUCUCGGACGAGAAUGAUUUGGCCUACUAUCGCACCUACUCCCGCAAGAACUGCGAGCUGGAGUGCGAGGCGAAGCUGCUGCUGCGCGAAUGCAACUGCGUCCUCUACUAUCUGCCGCGGAUCGAUCCGGCGGCACGGGUCUGUGGGCCGAACGACAACAUCUGCACGAAUCGCGUGCAAACGGAGAUCGAGUCCUCGCUGACGAAUCUCUCCUGCGAGAGCUGCUGGCCCGGCUGCUUCGAGCUGACCUACAAGGCCACCUUGUCCACCUCGUCCAUCGUGUCGGAUCCGCGCUUCCAGUCCGGCGAGAAUCUGCCCGAGUACAUCUUCAAGGGCGAGCACAGCAAUGCCAGCGAGCUCUCCAUACUUCACUUUUACUACAUGACCAACACCUUUCGCAGCACCACCAAAUCCGAGAUGUUUGGCUUCACCGAAUUCCUCUCAAACACUGGCGGUCUGCUGGGCCUCUUUAUGGGCUUUAGCAUUUUCUCGGUGAUCGAAAUUGUCUACUACAUCACGGUGCGUCCUUACUGUGCAUCCCGCACGCUGCACCAACGCCGCCGACGUCGCCUCGAGCAACUCCGCUGGCUGACGCCCAUUCGGGCUCCUGGCAAGCAGCUGCAGCGACGCUUACGCCGACGCCGCCUGCUGCCACCUGUCUACAGCAAGCCGAAGCAUAAUCUCUGGCAGACGUUGCAAGUGCGACCGGCGGACACUGGGUCGGAGCCGCCCGCCUAUCCCUACCUGGACUGAGGAUGGGUUCCUUGAGUAUUGAUUCGUGGGCAAUAAAUAAACCAAAGGCAAUGACUGGGCCAACGAACGGGGUGGGC